CGACACUUCACUGUAACCCCUCCGCCGCUCCACGUCCCGGUGCGCCUACCCUCUCCUCUCUCCGCCAUUAUGUAACACCAUCACCAACCGCGCUCCCCCGGCCCGGCGGACCUCCAUGCCAUAUUUCUUACUCCAACCCAUUCUGCAACACUGCAAUCUUCUUCUUCUUCUUCUUCUUCUUCUUCUUCUUCUUCUAGCUAGCCACCUUACGCGCAGCUACCUGGCUGGCUAACUUAGCUUCAAGUUCAUAGUCCACACACACAUACGUACGUUCGUCAAAUGGAGGAAUCCAUCAGCUCGUCUAGGACCCCGGGUGCUUCAGCUUCAGUCUUGGACGGCGACGUCGACUGCUGCGCAUCCGGGUCUGCGACCGCCGUGGCUUCCGACGACAGCGGCUGGACGGCCUACUUCAUCGACGGCGACGACACCUGCCUGCAGUUGCACAACUCCCAAGAGGUGCCAGCGAAGAAGCCCCACGGCGCCCGCGCCUCCACAUCCACCUUGUCCACCGCCAGCAAGACCAAGGCCAAGGCGAAGAAGGCAGCAGGCACCGAGGAGAACACCAGGAAGAAGAUGCCUCGUUUGGAACCAGCUGAUGAAGACCCUCUCCAAGACACAGCCUGCUCCCCUGCAAACGCUAGCUAUGCAACUCGUCAACUUCACCUGCAGGAUGGCUGGCAAAUUGCUGGCUGCGAGUGUGAGCAGAGAUCAUCGUCAGCGGCACCAGCAGCGCCGCAGUGGGUUGAGUACUGCAGGAGACGCCAAUGGGAUUCUUCUCGGGAGGGGCCGGAUGCAGAAAUUAAAGAGGUGUUGGCUUAGUCCUUGUUAAACUGUUGGUGGACGAGGGCAGACCAAAGACCAAACUGCUCACCACUGAAUUGUGUACUUCUUCUACCUUAGUGCGUGUUUAAUUGUUUAUCCGCAUGUUCUGCGACACUAAUCUCAUGCGUGCGUUGGGCCCAAAACCCCUGUUGUCAUGUCCAAUAACUAAUAGUUAUAUAUAGUUGCUGCUGUAGCUUGUACUACCAGUUUGACAAAGUUUGCUCUUAUAUUACGAGACGAAGAGAGUA
Molecule: messenger RNA, 1070 nt
Organism: Triticum urartu
Lineage: Eukaryota; Viridiplantae; Streptophyta; Magnoliopsida; Poales; Poaceae
Source: RefSeq, a predicted model, not a curated record